Molecule: messenger RNA, 1566 nt
Organism: Frieseomelitta varia
Lineage: Eukaryota; Metazoa; Arthropoda; Insecta; Hymenoptera; Apidae
Gene: Hmgcl
Product: hydroxymethylglutaryl-CoA lyase, mitochondrial
Exons: 2
Coding region: 21-983 (320 amino acids)
Biological process (GO): L-leucine catabolic process; ketone body biosynthetic process
Molecular function (GO): hydroxymethylglutaryl-CoA lyase activity
Source: RefSeq, a predicted model, not a curated record
UAUUAAUAUUUUAAUCAAUUAUGUUUAAAAUUAUCACUAAAAAUAAUAUACACAAUUUUUCUCUAAAAAAGAUAAGAUCAGUUAGUAACUUUGUAAAAGUAGUUGAAGUUGGGCCUCGAGAUGGAUUACAAAAUGAGAGAAAUAUUGUCCCAACUGAAGUCAAAGUUGAGUUCAUUAACAAGCUGUCAGAUAGUGGUUUAAAGAAUAUAGAAGUCACCAGUUUUGUAUCUCCCAAAUGGGUUCCACAAAUGGCAGACAAUGCACAGAUAUAUCAAAAAAUUAACAAGAAGCCAAAUGUUUCUUAUCCAGUAUUGGUACCGAACAUGAAAGGUUUGGAAGACGCAAUGAAGGUCAAUGUAAGAGAGAUAGCUAUCUUCUUAGCUGCGUCUGAGACCUUUUCGAGGAAGAACACCAACUGUUCCAUUGAUAACAGUAUGAAGAAAGCUAGAACAGUUAUUGAAGAAGCAUUAAAACAUGAUAUUAAGGUUAGAGGCUAUAUAUCGUGUAUCGUUGGUUGCCCUUACGAAGGCCAAAUUCAGACAAAGGCUGUAACCAAUUUAGCAGCAUUCAUGUUAGAAUGUGGUUGCUAUGAAAUUUCUUUAGGAGAUACCAUUGGUGUAGGAUCACCUAAUAAAGUAAAGAAUGUGUUACAUGAAUUGGAGCAUGUAUCAAAUGACAUGAAUAAAUUUGCAAUUCAUUGUCAUGAUACUUAUGGACAGGCUCUAGUGAAUAUUUAUGCUAGCCUUGAAUGCGGAAUAAAAACUUUCGAUUCGUCUGUAGCUGGUCUAGGCGGUUGCCCAUAUGCAGCUGGAGCUUCUGGAAAUGUCGCUACUGAAGAUUUACUUUAUCUUCUACAUGGUCAAAAUUUGGAAACUGGGAUAGACCUUAAUAAAAUAGUAAAAAUAGGAGAAUUCAUCAGCAGUCAACUUCAAAAGCAAAAUCAAUCCAAAGCGGCUACUGCAAUUCUUGCAAAAAAAUGUUAAGAAAAAUUCUUUAUAGUAAUAUCUUUGAAAAAAAAAAUCAAGUUAACAAAAGAUACGAAUUCGUGAAAAGAAGCUUGGAUAAGAAUGAAAGGAUUCUACUUGACACUUACUAAAUUUUUAAUAAUUUUUUUUAAAACUUGUAUACACAAUCCAUAGAAAUAUGGCGCAACGAUCAAACACACUACGAUGUGUUAUUUUCUUAUUGUUUAUGCUUGUUCUCACCAAUACUGUAAGAAUGUGGCCAACAAAUUAAAUGGCUGAGCCAUCACAUCAGACAAUUGUGCCCCGGGAGCUACCGCAUUUGGUCCCAAUGUAUUAUUUGGAGAAGGUGGUGCACUUGUAUCACUUUGUGUAUAUGCCAAAGUUGUUACAAAAUUACGAUUUAAAUGUGUUGCUUCGUAAAGUGCCAGCAACAAUGCAUUAUUCGCGCGAACUUGUUGCGUUUUCGCUUCUUCUUCACCAACGAACAUACUCCCGACUAUACUAGUUAAAGAAGAUAACCACGAUGCUUGUAUUUCUAUGCAACAUGUUUUUAUUAUUAUUAUUAUUUUUAUAAUAAAUAAUUUAAAAAUAUGAUCACGAA